AUGGGUUAUUGCACUUCGACUUUCGAGCCACCUGAAGUUGCGCCAAAAAGGAAUGAAUACAUGUUCCAUCAUCAACGUAUUAACAAUGUCACCUCUAAUAAUGGAGCCAAAGUAUUCGCGUGCGCUAAUUGCAAUCGAAAAUAUCAAGGCAAAAACGCGCGUUCUAUUCUCCGACGUCAUUUGAAGGAAAAACAUGGGAUUGAGGCACCAAGAGGUACACGAUGGGAUAAUGAUCCUAAUCGACCAAAAACUGACGAAGAGAGGCGUCAACGCAUGUUGCAGUCGAAAAGAAAAUGGGCGCAAAAAGCGCGCGCAAGAAAGAACGCGCUCAAAGCAACAUCCGCCGUUCCUCAAACAUCUAACCCCAGCACACCAAUACGAACAGACAAUAACGACGAAAAUAUUGAUAAAUCAACACCAAAAGAAUCGCCUACAACUACUCGCGCGGCCUCACAAUUACUUUUCUUGAAAACUUCGUCUCUACCCUCAUCCUCUGCAACAACCACUUCCGAUGAAGAGUCUCCACAAACGCCAUCUCCCACGGAUAAUUUCUUCUUUAAUGAUAAUAUCACACUUGACACUGCAAUGACUGGAGAAACGGAAAACGAUGAUGAGAAUAAUAUCGUGAUACCAGCGAGCAAUAACACUUCAACAACAUUACCAUCUAUCGAUUCGUUAACGUCAAUAUCCCCGGUGGUCGAUCCAUGUCUACUAAUACACACAACCGCUCAUACAACAAACGCUUAUGCAUUACCUCCACCACCUACAAUGAUCCCACGACCACAUACACCAAUCAUGGGAAAUCGAUUUUUGCAAACGCAGCGUUCUUCUCCAUGCCAUUACGUGGUCACGCAACAGAAAUCAAUCUUCUAUGGAAACUUUGUCGAUGGGACACGACAACAGGCAAAGCAUUCAAACACGACUUUUUCAAUUAAUACACCCUUUCUUCCCACCACGAACUUCACUUUACUUUCAUCACUAUCUCAUGAAAAUCAAUCAUCACAAUUCUCGUCUCCUUUUCCCACUUCUUCACUUUUAAAAUCGUCAAAAAACCCCGUCAAUGAUGAGGCAAACCAACACACCGAUGCCACCGCCAACAAUAACACAUCAAGGGCCCGCAAAAUAAUUCAAUCCACGAUCGAAAAUGGUUAUCAUCUCGUUGAUCUCUCACAUCUGCAACUGCGCGAGCUACCAAUAGAACUAGCGGAACUAAGAUAUCAUGUGGUGUUGGACUCGCAGACUGGUGUUUCGAACAAAUCGUUGAAAUUGUUCUUGGCCUCGAAUAAUUUGUGUUCUCUGCCGGGAUGGUUAUGGGAUAUGAAUAAUUUGAAGGUGUUGAGCUUGCGAAACAAUAAAUUACGCGAAUUACCACCAGAGAUAAGUUUGCUAAGUAAUUUAGUCGAGUUAUCAGUGGGUAACAAUCAGUUGAGCUACCUUCCAUCAGAAAUUCUCCGACUACCGAAUCUCGAUAUCCUCAACAUCGAUCCGAACCCAUUUCUCGUUCCAAGCACUUCAAUCGUAUCAUUAUCUUCAAAACCAUUCCUGUUAGAAACACAUCAUCGCCAUCAUCGACAACAAUUAGUAAUUCACCAAUCUGUACAACCGGCUUCAUUACUGGAUCUUGUGGCACGUCAAUGUGCAUCUCUCAACUUGAUCCCAGAAAACCCCAAUAAACCCGAGCUUCCUGUCCACCUUUUGAACAGAGUAUUGCACGCGAGAAAAGUGAACAAAUGCGCGGGAUGUUACAAGACUUUUCUGGAGCCGUCGAUUGAGAUUGUGAUUUGGAAAGAUUUCUUAUUGGAUAAUACUUGUGUUCCUUUAUUGGUGAGAUUAUGUUCGAUAAAAUGUUGGAAACAUAACUUGGAAUUAAUCGAUGUAUAA
This is a messenger RNA of Ambispora leptoticha, 1881 nucleotides long. The record is from the annotation of a GenBank genome assembly. NCBI's taxonomy places the organism in Eukaryota, Fungi, Glomeromycota, Glomeromycetes, Archaeosporales, Ambisporaceae.